UUGACGACGUUGCAUAUUCCUCCGGAAGUUUCCAUUCUGCUCCCGCCCAGCAAAUCCCACAUUUCUGACACUCUCUAAUCUUGACACUCUUUAUUAUGUUCUUCCAUGCCUAUAGUAAUGGCUUCUUUGUUCUUGUCGUUGAUUUUCUUUUCUGUUUUGUUAUUGUUUCAUGCAGAAACAGUGAAAUGUACAUCCCACGACGAUAACAUCCCGAGAUCAUCAGCGUCUUCCACAAACUCAUCAUCAUUCAAGCACCAUCACAGGUGGGUGGGGCCAAUCGGUCUCCGUGUAAUCACCGUUGACGCCAACGGCACCGGGCCAUUCAGAUCAGUGCAAGCCGCCGUCGAUGCUGUCCCGGACAACAAUCGAAUGAACGUCGUCAUUAACAUUAGCGCUGGAUACUACAUAGAGAAGGUGGUGGUGCCGGCGACGAAACCAUACAUAACGUUUCAGGGAGCUGGGAGGGACGUGACGGUGAUAGAAUGGCAUGACAGGGCGAGCGACCCUGGUCCCAAUGGACAGCAGCUACGUACUUACAGAACAGCUUCUGUCACAGUCUUCGCCAACUAUUUCUCCGCCAGGAAUAUCAGCUUUAAGAACACGGCACCUGCGCCGAUGCCGGGAAUGCAGGGAUGGCAAGCUGCGGCGUUUCGUAUAUCAGGGGACAAGGCGUAUUUCUCAGGCUGUGGGUUCUACGGCGCACAAGACACUCUCUGUGACGACGCCGGCCGCCAUUAUUUCAAGGAUUGCUACAUCGAGGGUUCCAUCGAUUUCAUCUUCGGGAAUGGCCGCUCCAUGUACAAGGAUUGUGUGCUGCACUCAAUAGCGACGAAAUUCGGCUCCAUAGCAGCCCAAAAGAGAAAACACGAAGACGAGAAGACAGGCUUCACUUUCGUACGGUGCAGGGUCACUGGUACUGGCCCACUCUAUGUAGGCCGGGCCUUGGGCCAGUACUCGAGAAUCGUCUACGCUUAUACGUAUUUCGCUGACAUUGUUACAGGCGAAGGCUGGGACGAUUGGAACCAUGUGGACAACAAAAACAAGACUGUGUUCUUCGGAGUGUACAAGUGCCACGGCCCAGGAGCGGCGGCGGCUCGUGGGUUGUCUUGGGGUCGUGAGCUUGACUUUGAAUCUGCUCAUCCUUUCCUCGUUAAGAGCUUCGUCAAUGGCAGACACUGGAUCGCACCUUCUGAUGCUUAAUUUUACACGCAGUCACAUAUUCUUCAUAUUUUUCAUUCUUUGCAUUAGCCUUCUGAUAUACAUUAUUUCUCAUUCGUCUGUAUACUGAUUAUUCUUUGUCAUCUUUGAUGUAUUAUUCAUUUUCUUGUUUAGACGAUGCUCCCGCUCUGUACAUCGUUUGGAUAUUUUUGUAUUUAAUUGUAAAGAAAGAGAAACGAAGUGAAAUAAAGCAAGAGUUGCAUUUUGUUA
This is a messenger RNA of Prosopis cineraria, 1428 nucleotides long. Its product is annotated as probable pectinesterase 68. The record is from RefSeq and is a predicted model, not a curated record. The coding region runs from base 106 to 1200 and encodes 364 amino acids. Gene Ontology annotation, molecular function: pectinesterase activity. Gene Ontology annotation, biological process: cell wall modification. NCBI's taxonomy places the organism in Eukaryota, Viridiplantae, Streptophyta, Magnoliopsida, Fabales, Fabaceae. The transcript is spliced from 5 exons.